Ahaetulla prasina is the source of this 759-nucleotide messenger RNA. Its product is annotated as membrane-spanning 4-domains subfamily A member 15-like. The transcript is spliced from 6 exons. Gene Ontology annotation, biological process: cell surface receptor signaling pathway. Gene Ontology annotation, cellular component: plasma membrane. NCBI's taxonomy places the organism in Eukaryota, Metazoa, Chordata, Lepidosauria, Squamata, Colubridae. The record is from RefSeq and is a predicted model, not a curated record. The coding region runs from base 16 to 759 and encodes 247 amino acids.
AUACUUCCAGCAAAAAUGGCCAGUGGAAACAUAGUUGUCAUGCCCUCUAAAGGAGCGAACAUCCAAACAGCCUCUGGUUUGUCCAAUGUUGGUCUUCAGGCAUCUGAAGCAAUUCCAUAUCCUCAGCCUGGAGCUCAGCAACUUGGUGCUUCCACCAGCGCUCCUCAGCAAGUCCCCCAAAAGAGUCCUUUGCAGGAUUUCCUCAAUGCUGAGACCAAAGUACUUGGGGCUGUCCAAAUUAUGAUUGGGUUGCUGCACAUUGGUUUUGGGACUGUCGUAAUUAGUCUUCCUUCUUCCAAUGCUGGUGUGACUACAAUUGCAGGUUACCCCUUUUGGGGAGGGGUAUUUUUCAUUUCUUCUGGAUCAUUAUGUAUAACAGCUGUAAACAAUCGAAAUCGUGCUUUGGUGAAAUCCAGUGUAGGAAUGAACAUCACAAGUGCUAUCAUGGCAUUAAUAGGUAUCCUGAUAUGUAUAGCUGACCUGGCCGUAACUUCUUCUGGAGAUCAGAGUUUAUCUCAGACUUACAAGAUAAAAAAUGCCAUUGACUCUGGCCUCUCCGGUAUGCUGCUCUUGUUCAGUCUGCUGGAAUUUUGUAUCACUGUUUCAUUUGCACAUUUUGGGUGCCAGACAAAUUGCUGUACUGAUAACCAGCCAACCUUGGUUUUUGUGCCUUACCAAGUCAACAGAGAUGCAACAGUCGCAUGUGAACGCAAUCAACGUUUUCCACCAGCCUAUGAUAAUGUGAUUACUCAGCCAUAG